Messenger RNA from Vanessa tameamea, 598 nucleotides. It is a transcript of the gene l(3)87Df, whose product is annotated as cytochrome c oxidase assembly protein COX20, mitochondrial. The record is from RefSeq and is a predicted model, not a curated record. The transcript is spliced from 2 exons. Lineage: Eukaryota; Metazoa; Arthropoda; Insecta; Lepidoptera; Nymphalidae. Gene Ontology annotation, biological process: mitochondrial respiratory chain complex IV assembly. Gene Ontology annotation, cellular component: mitochondrial inner membrane; mitochondrion. The coding region runs from base 105 to 473 and encodes 122 amino acids.
GUCAUUUUGACAAAUAUAUUUCUAAGAAUUAUCUUUAAAAUUUAAUCUUGUCCUAUUUUCGUAGUUAUUUCUUUUGUAUUUAGACCACUUGAAAUUACCGAAAUAUGGAUACAGUUGUAAAAAGUAUGUUAGAUGAAGACCCCGAAGAAGAAAAAAGGGGUUUAACAAUAUUUGGAAGAGAUGUAUCAAAAAUUCCAUGCUUUAGAGAGAGUUUCCUUUAUGGAAUAGCAUCAGGAAUUGGCGUGGGACUAGCUUCAUUUUUGAAAACAUCAAAACCUCUUAUGUCACAGCAUAUUGGUGUUGGCACAUUUGCCAUAAGUACAUUAGUUACUUGGUCAUAUUGUAGAUAUCAAUGGUCAAAGCAAAAAUUUGAUGCUCAGUUAAUGCAAGAAGCUCUUAGAGAUAAAAUCAGAUAUGAGGGUUCAGCUGUUGAGAAAGAAUUAGAAAGCAAGGGUGUUUUAAAGUCAGCAUAAAGUUACAAAGAAAAUCUAGUUGAUAUUACAAACCAUUAAUUGUACAUACAUUAAAAAAAACUUGCAGUUAGAUGUUAAUAUUGCUACUUUUUUAAAAAACUUGAUGAAAGUAACGAAAAUAAGAA